AGAAAUAAAUUUGUCAAACUGUCAAAGUCACUUGUCAAAAAUAGUGGGCGGGGAUAAUUUUGGUUUUGUGGCAGAUCAUUAAUUUAUUUUUGUAAGAAAAAAAUGUCUCAUCAAACGGGAAUUAAAGCCAAUGAUGAAUUGAAAAAGUUUCUUGGAAAGUGCAGAGAUGGGAAAGUUAGAAUCGUGAAAAUCUCAAUCGAAAAUGAACAAUUAACUCUUGCCAGUCAUAAAGAAGUGAAACAUUCUUGGGAUAAAGAUUUUGAUGCCUGUAUAACACCACUAAUUGAGGAAAAUCAACCAUGUUAUCUCUUAUAUCGACUAGAUUCAAAAAAUUCGUCGGGCUAUGAAUGGCUUUUUAUAAGUUGGUCACCUGACACGGCUCCUGUGAGACAAAAAAUGUUGUAUGCGUCAACUAAAGCAACCCUGAAACAGGAAUUCGGGACAUCACAGAUUAAAGAAGAGUUGCAUGGCACUAUUACGAGUGAUAUAACUUUAAAUGGAUAUCAGAAACACAAAAAAGCAGCUAUCGCCCCUGCCCCAUUAACAACAAGAGAGGAAGAACUCCAAGAAAUCAGAAGAACUGAAGUUCAUACUGAUAUAAGUGUGGACAGUAAGCAACAAACUCUAAGUGGGGUUGCGUUUCCACUAACAGAGGCCGCAAGGCAAGCUAUUGUAGAUAUGGCCCAAGGGUCUUAUGAUUAUUUACAAUUUAAAAUAAAUAUUGAAGAAGAAACUAUUCAUUUAGUCACUGCUGAGAACCUCAGCAUUGAAAAACUUCCUUCUAAAGUUCCUGCAGACAGUGGUAGAUAUCACUUGUACAAAUUUAAGCACACUCACGAGGGUGAUUAUAUGGAAAAUAUAGUAUUUAUAUAUUCAAUGCCAGGGUACAAUUGCCCAAUAAAAGAGCGCAUGUUAUAUUCUAGUUGUAAGAAUCCGUUAACUGACACCAUUACAAGUCUAGGCUUGGAAAUUGUGAAAAAGUUGGAAAUUGAUUCAGGGUCUGAGUUAACUGAAGAUUUCCUGUAUGAGGAGAUACACCCAACAAAAAAUUUGCACCGUCCGAAAUUUGCCAAACCAAAAGGGCCACCCAAUAGAGGACCAAAACGAAUGACUAAGUCUCAAAAUGUGGACAAUUGAAACGGCGGUUGUAAUGCUUUAUAUAAAUUAUUUAUUUAGUUUACAUGUGCUCAACUAGGUGUUUUUAUAGCUUUUUCAUAACAAAUAUUUUUGUAUUUGAAAGCUCAUUGUAUAAAUCAUGAAGUAUUAACUAUCAGUCGCUUUUGUGUUACAUGAAAUAAAAUUUAUCACAAUUAA
Tribolium madens (black flour beetle) is the source of this 1314-nucleotide messenger RNA. RefSeq names its product twinfilin (gene twf). Gene Ontology annotation, molecular function: actin monomer binding; actin filament binding. NCBI's taxonomy places the organism in Eukaryota, Metazoa, Arthropoda, Insecta, Coleoptera, Tenebrionidae. Gene Ontology annotation, cellular component: actin filament; cytoplasm; myofibril. The record is from RefSeq and is a predicted model, not a curated record. Gene Ontology annotation, biological process: positive regulation of neuron projection development; actin filament depolymerization; barbed-end actin filament capping. The coding region runs from base 103 to 1137 and encodes 344 amino acids. The transcript has 6 exons.